AUGGCCGUGCCGCCGCUGCGCCGGGCGCUGCUGCUGUGGCAGCUGCUGGCGGCGGGCGGCGCGGCGCUGGAGAUCGGCCGCUUCGACCCGGAGCGCGGGCGCGGGCCGGCGCCCUGCCAGGCGGUGGAGAUCCCCAUGUGCCGCGGCAUCGGCUACAACCUGACCCGCAUGCCCAACCUGCUGGGCCACACGUCGCAGGGCGAGGCGGCCGCGGAGCUGGCCGAGUUCGCGCCGCUCGUGCAGUACGGCUGCCACAGCCACCUGCGCUUCUUCCUGUGCUCGCUGUACGCGCCCAUGUGCACCGACCAGGUCUCGACGCCCAUCCCCGCCUGCCGGCCCAUGUGCGAGCAGGCGCGCCUGCGCUGCGCGCCCAUCAUGGAGCAGUUCAACUUCGGCUGGCCCGAGUCGCUCGACUGCGCCCGGCUGCCCACGCGCAACGACCCGCACGCGCUCUGCAUGGAGGCGCCCGAGAACGCCACGGCCGGCCCCGCCGAGCCCCACAAGGGCCUGGGCAUGCUGCCCGUGGCGCCCCGGCCCGCGCGGCCGCCCGGCGACCCCGCCCCGGGCCCGGGCGGCAGCGGCGGGGGCGGCACCUGCGAGAACCCAGAGAAGUUCCAGUACGUGGAGAAGAGCCGCGCGUGCGCGCCGCGCUGCGGGCCCGGCGUCGAGGUGUUCUGGUCGCGGCGCGACAAGGACUUCGCGCUCGUCUGGAUGGCCGUGUGGUCGGCGCUGUGCUUCUUCUCCACGGCCUUCACAGUGCUCACCUUCCUGCUGGAGCCCCACCGCUUCCAGUACCCCGAGCGCCCCAUCAUCUUCCUGUCCAUGUGCUACAACGUCUACUCGCUGGCCUUCCUCAUCCGCGCGGCGGCGGGCGCCCAGAGCGUGGCCUGCGACCAGGAGGCGGGCGCGCUCUACGUGAUCCAGGAGGGGCUGGAGAACACGGGCUGCACCCUGGUCUUCCUGUUGCUCUACUACUUCGGCAUGGCCAGCUCGCUGUGGUGGGUGGUGCUGACCCUCACCUGGUUCCUGGCGGCGGGCAAGAAGUGGGGCCACGAGGCCAUUGAGGCCCACGGCAGCUACUUCCACAUGGCGGCCUGGGGCCUGCCGGCCCUCAAGACCAUCGUGAUCCUGACGCUGCGCAAGGUGGCGGGGGACGAGCUGACCGGGCUGUGCUAUGUGGCCAGCAUGGAUGCGGCCGCGCUCACGGGCUUCGUGCUGGUGCCCCUCUCCUGCUACCUGGUGCUGGGCACCAGCUUCCUCCUGACCGGCUUCGUGGCCCUCUUCCACAUCCGCAAGAUCAUGAAGACAGGCGGCACCAACACGGAGAAGCUGGAGAAGCUCAUGGUCAAGAUCGGGGUCUUCUCCAUCCUCUACACGGUGCCUGCCACCUGCGUCAUCGUGUGCUACGUCUAUGAACGCCUCAACAUGGACUUCUGGCGCCUUCGGGCCACAGAGCAGCCCUGCCUGGCAGCCACGGUGCCCGGGGGCCGGAGGGACUGCUCGCUACCGGGGGGCUCGGUGCCCACCGUGGCCGUCUUUAUGCUUAAAAUCUUCAUGUCGCUGGUGGUGGGGAUCACCAGCGGCGUCUGGGUUUGGAGCUCCAAGACUUUCCAGACCUGGCAGAGCUUGUGCCACCGCAAGAUGGCAGCCGGCCGGGCCCGGGCAAAGGCCUGCCGGGCUUCCGGGGGCUAUGGCCGUGGCACCCACUGCCACUACAAGGCCCCCACUGUGGUCUUGCACAUGACUAAGACGGACCCUUCUCUGGAGAACCCCACGCACCUCUAGGGACACAGGCCUGCGCUGGCGGCUGUUGCCCCUCCUGCCCCCGCCCCCUCCGGAGGAGACAGCUGACUAGCAGCUGCCCAGCUGUCAAGGUCAGGCAAGAUACUUUCAAGGUAGAGAAGCAGAUGAAUGGAUACCUUUCACCAACUGCCAAAGACCUUCUAAGAAUUGUUUUGAAAGACAGUUCCUUCAUAACGGCCACUCUAUCCUCACGCUGUUCACAGCUACUCCCAGGAACGAGACCUCUGAAGGAGUCUGUGGUAAGCUGACACACUCAAGAGAAGAGACUAUUUGGUAACAGGCCAGCCUGGAAUUCCCAGAGCCUAAGCUCAGCCUGUGUGUGUCCUUACACAUGAGGUAGAAUCUGGUUGUAGGGGAUCUCUGGGUGGCUCAGCGAUUUAGCGCCGCCUUGGGCCCAGGGUGUGAUCCUGGAGUCCUGGGAUCGAGUCCCACGUCAGUCUCCCUGCAUGGGGCCUGCUUCUCCCUCUGCCUGUGUCUCUGCCUCUCUUUCUGUGUCUCUCAUGAAUAAAUAAAAUCCUAAAAAAAAGAAUCUGGUUGUAGCAGUUCUUGCCUCAUAGUUUCCCAAGUAAUCUUCUGCUCGCCACAGCAAUCUUCUCAGAGAAAAGCUGAUACCUACUCAAAGUCUUCCCUCACUGAAUCCAAUUCAAGGCUCACCUUGGUCCUGUCCAGGAUCCCCAAAGGGAGAAUAAGGAAUACAAAGGCCACCAGGAUGACCAGUGUCUCCAGGUUUACAACAGGUACUCGAGGUCAGGCAAACAAACAGUUAUCAAUAUGUCCUCAAGGAGUGAUGCUCCGUAAGGAUUAGCUUAAAAACUUCUCCACUAAACACAUUUUCCCUUGAAAGUAGGGAGGGCCAUUUGGACAGAUACAGGGGUAUAAGGAGCCAAGGACACAAAGAAUCAAUAAGCAAUGUUUCAUAUUCUACUUCUAGACCCUGAUAACCCUUCAUUGGCUAUUUUACGGUCUCUAAGCUCAAGACCAGGCUUGGAAAAGAGAGUAAGAAACUGACACCAAGGAUGAAACUCAAAUUGCUAGAAACAGCCACCAACCCAGGGCCUUCAGUUACACUAGGAAACUUCUUCGGUGGCUUAAAAGGUAGAGUAGACAAAGGGCUCUCAAGUACCAAUACUUCCCAGAUCCUUUUGGCAGAUAAGACCCUAGAAACCUGAAGAGAACAAUUCUUGGAAAGACAACAGUAACUAGCAAGAGGAAAGCAUCCACUUCUCUGAAAACAAACAAAAUGAGUCCAUGUCACAAUCAGAAUUUAUUUCCUGACCACCUUAUGUUCCAAUCAUACUCUCCACCUAGCAGAUGAAUUCUCUUCAUAAUCUGGAGUUAUGGAUAAUGGAGAGAUCAUGCCUAAUGCACAAACAAAAGGAGUCCUGUAGGAAUGACAGAAAUUAAAGUAUUCCACGAGAGCCCUGCAGGAUUGGGAAAGCAGGGACAGGUGUGCACACCCAGCAUAUUUUAGCAGCACCAUUGCUGUAAGACAGGUCACAUCAAACAUCUUCUUGGACUCCUUAUAACGAAGUCUGAAUGUUCAGAAUGCUAUGAUCUUGGAAACUGUACUUUCUCUUCAAAAGCUCAUCAAAAUCAUGAUCUGUGCUCUUUUCUACUAACCUAAAAGGAAAGGUAUAUUUUGCAAAGGAGGAGGCUGUAAAAGGCUAGACUACAGGGCUUUAGGUUUAUUUUGGGGGGGGCGGGGGGGCUUUUAGGUUUAACCAUGAAAAUGACUCAUGAAGAAUGGCCAUCAGAAAGUGAGAGUCAAUUAGGUUAAGUGUACCAGGAGAGCCCCCCCUCCGCCCCUCAUUCCCACAGGCAUCUAGCGAGAAAAAGAUCUGAACCUUCAUGACAACCACCCUAAGCCAUGACAAAACUAGUUUUCUCUUUUCAAACUUGCAAAGCUAGACCCCUGUAGACUGAUGAAGAGAAAGAUCACUGUGACCAAAGGAAAAAUAACUUCUUUAACAGCAGCACUGCAGCAAAGGCAGUACCUCUGUACCACUGUAACAGAGGAGAGAGGGCCUAGGCCUUCCUUACCCAUUGUCCCUACACACUGAGAAGCUCAAAGCAGCAGACUCGUCCUAAAUACACUUGGGGCCUUGACUUCCACUAAAUCUCAGACCAAAUGGACCUACAUAGGGCUGAUAUUCUUAAAACCAAGUCACCCUACUUCCCACUAGGAGGAUGGUUACAUGGCAUCUUAAAAAUCCAUUCAAAACCACGGCACUUGGGAUCCCUAGGUGGCGCAGCGGUUUGGCGCCUGCCUUUGGCCCAGGGCGCGAUCCUGGAGACCCAGGAUCGAAUCCCACAUCAGGCUCCCGGUGCAUGGAGCCUGCUUCUCCCUCUGCCUGU
Messenger RNA from Nyctereutes procyonoides (raccoon dog), 4158 nucleotides. It is a transcript of the gene FZD9, whose product is annotated as frizzled class receptor 9. Gene Ontology annotation, biological process: canonical Wnt signaling pathway; non-canonical Wnt signaling pathway. Gene Ontology annotation, cellular component: plasma membrane. The transcript is spliced from 2 exons. The record is from RefSeq and is a predicted model, not a curated record. The coding region runs from base 1 to 1785 and encodes 594 amino acids. NCBI's taxonomy places the organism in Eukaryota, Metazoa, Chordata, Mammalia, Carnivora, Canidae. Gene Ontology annotation, molecular function: Wnt receptor activity; Wnt-protein binding.